Stereum hirsutum FP-91666 SS1 is the source of this 1306-nucleotide messenger RNA. RefSeq lists its product as uncharacterized. The record is from RefSeq and is a predicted model, not a curated record. The transcript has 5 exons. Bases 200 to 1192 code for a protein of 330 amino acids. Gene Ontology annotation, molecular function: protein binding. Lineage: Eukaryota; Fungi; Basidiomycota; Agaricomycetes; Russulales; Stereaceae.
UGCUUGCUCCUCUGCUUGCAUACCUUUUUACUAUCUACUGGCUCAUAUUCCAAUCCGUCGGUAGUGGAAUUGAUAUCUCUUCAGCUUUGCUUCUGCGGUUUGUCGCAGUCGCGCCGGCUACUGUCCGUGUCUCCAGAGAGAUUCACUCAGACUAUAUAUAAAGACCAGUCAACAUUCUCGAAAUUCACUGCGAUACCUCAUGUCCGAUACAGUCAACAAGAACGGCAAACGUCCUCAUGCAGACGGCGAAGAAGCCGAGAUAAAAGAGGCAGACGCGCCGUUCAAUGCACCCAGUGCUGACUUUAUCCUUCGUGCCUUCGAUAACGUCGACUUCCGCGUUCACAAAGUUAUCCUUUCCGUCGCUUCGCCGGUCUUCGAGUCCAUGUUCGCUCUUCCGGACUCCAAAACAGACACCCAAUAUUCCAAGGAUGGCCUCCCUGUUUUGGCCUGCCCCGAACCGGCGGCCGUACUCGACCCUGUACUCCGCUUUUGCUAUCCCACAGCUACACCAAUGUUGACGGAGUUGACCGCCCUGAUGCCGCUCUACGACGCUAUCGACAAGUAUUGUAUGGAAUCGCUUCUGAAGACAGUCGAAGCGGGUCUGAUAUCAGCCGUCGACCAAGACCCUAUGGUCGCGUAUGCGUUUGGAUGUCGCCACCACCUUCAACCAGUCAUCACGGCUGCCGCAAAAGCCUCGCUCAACACCCCCGUCGGAGAAUUGCCCUUUUGCCCAGAUCUCGAGCGUAUAACUGCUGCUCAGCUCUACAGACUGCACGAAUAUCAUCGCGCGUGCAGAGACGCUGCGAGUAGGGUUCCUACGUACUGGGUCGGCUGGCUAACGGUCGCGGAUAUCCCUCUCGGAGGCCACGAGGGUUGCAAGUUUUGUCGCGCGGAAAUAUCCCGCCUGGACAACUCAGUCCCCGGCUUCGUCUAUGACGGGAAAUCAAAGAAAUGGACAACGUUCACUCCAGUGUGGUUUUGUGAUUAUCUCAAUCUGCUCGAGAAGGAGCUAAAGUCUCGACCGCGCGGGAGUACGGCCAUGGACGGCAAGAUUCUAGAUACAUUUAUGCUAAGAGCAGCGGCAUGCCUCAACGUGGACUGUCGACGAGGGAUCACAGACCUGCUCGCUUUUUCAAAGAAGCUUGCUAAGAGGAUUGAAAAUGUUAUAGACGCCGUCCAACCCCCAUACUAAUUCAUAUAUUCCGACCUAAUCCUUGUCACAAUUUCAUAUCCGCAUGUUCAUCAUCUAUUCUGACCUCGACGAUUUGUGGCACACAUAUCUCGGCUUACUUCGAUGUAUCAUAAC